Messenger RNA from Enterobius vermicularis (human pinworm), 303 nucleotides. The record is from the annotation of a GenBank genome assembly. NCBI's taxonomy places the organism in Eukaryota, Metazoa, Nematoda, Chromadorea, Rhabditida, Oxyuridae.
AUGCCAAAUGAACGAUUCGAGGAUUGGAUUAUUGUUGGUAAUAAUAAACGACCUGAAUGUCGUCUGAAAGGCAAUGGAGAGUUACAAUAUGUCAUUGAAAUCGCUGUAUUCAAUGAUCCAUGCGAAACCAAAAUGAUAUCGGCCGGAGUAUUUGAGAAUACAAUUCGUAUCGGUCAAAAUCCGUUGGUCAUAUUGCAUGGCGAUGAAAGUUUGGUGGUCAAAUGUGUCUAUGGACUGCCAGAAGUUAGCCGACUAAAUGUUCAGCUUAUCAAUCCGUCAUUCAAUGCCAUUACUUUUACGUAA